AGAUAGGAGUGAGCAAGUGAGAGAAGAGACAGUGUCUCUCUCUGUCUCUGUGAGAUUCAAAAAAAAAAAAAAAAAAAGGAAAAAAAUCAAAACAGAAGCGAGCAAAGAGGAGGGAGAGGAUCUUCUUCCCUCUUCUUCUUUCUCUUAUCUACUUAAAAAUCUCAACUUUGCUUUCCAAAAUCCCUAAUCUUUUCAAACCCUAAAUCUAAGUUUUUUUUUGUUUUUCCAACUCUGGGGGGAAGAAGGUAGAAAGGUUUCACCUUUUUUGUUUUGUUUUGAAGUAACCAUGGAUUCCGGUGACCCGACAGCUUUGCUUUUGACGAAAAUUCGAAGCUUGGAGCCAGACUAUGCUCCCAAGAUUAUUGGGUAUUUGCUUUUACAGGAUUUUGGGGAGAGAGACUUGAUGCAUCUGGCUCGCGGUCCUGAAUCUAUCUUGCAAUCUAUCAUUAUCAGAGUCAAGAGCCAGUUGGGACUUUUCUCGUCUUCUUCUCCUUCUUCGACUACUCCUACGUCUCCUUCUCCGUUGAACCCUAUUUCUCGCCCACCCAUUAACGGAAGACUAACCUCUCACUCCAAUGGCUUUAUGGAUUUCCGUAGAAAUUCUCCUUCUUCUUCUCCUUCUUCAGCCUCUCCUUGGUCACUCAACACCUCUGCUAAUGGGAACACCAACCCCCACAUUUCACCCAGACAUACUCCGAUCUCGAAACCCUUGAGCCCUCACCAGAACAAUGCUACAGAUUCUGCCCCUGACGCUGGUGCUAGUGCUGAUUUACUGGAUGAUCAGCAGCUAAGUGAUUACCUCUCGUUUCUCGACGAUUCCUCUUCUAAAACCGAGGAUGCUUUGGAUCCUAGGAUUCCUUUCGACUACCCCGUCGAUAAUGGCGAAACCCAUCUGCACAGGAGAAGUUUCUCCGCAGAUGCGUCUUUUGGGUCCGGAGAUGAUGGAUUUGGUGCUGGAUGCAAACCAUGUGUGUAUUUUACUCGAGGUUUGUGCAAGAACGGAGACAGCUGCAAGUUCAUCCACGGAGGAUAUCCGGAUAACGUUGAUGGUAAUGGCAUUGUCGCUGAUUCACCUAGGAAGAUGGAAAACUUUGUGAGGCAGCACGAGGAGAUGAUGAGGUUGAAAUUGGCUUAUCAGCAGCAGAGGUUGGCUUCUCAAAUCCUGGGUAGGGCUCCUCAGUUACCAUACGAGAAAAGAAUUGAUUUUCUCUUGCAACAGCAUGCUCAAAGAGAUGGUGGACUACCUUUUGGUGAUGAAAGGUAUUGGAGCAGCAGCCCAGGACGGCUUGAGAGGAUGGAGCUAAUGGCAAUGCAUUUUGGUGAUCAGUCAAACUCGGCAUCUAGACAGAUUUACUUGACAUUCCCAGCUGACAGCACAUUUAAGGAUGAGGACGUUGCAACUUAUUUCAGCCUUUUUGGAACAGUGCAAGAUGUGCGGAUCCCUUACCAGCAGAAGCGUAUGUUUGGCUUUGUUUCAUUUGCCCAUCCUGAGACUGUGAAGGUUGUACUAGCUAGAGGGAAUCCCCAUUUCAUUUGCGACUCACGUGUUCUUGUCAAACCUUACAAAGAAAAAGGAAAAGUCUUGGACAAGAAGCAGCAGCAAAUGCUACAACAGCAGAUUGAGAGGGGAAACUACUCCCCGUGCUCCAGUCCAUCUGGGAUUGAUCCUAGAGAACAGUCUGAUUUCCACUUUGGUUCGAAGAUAUUGUAUGAGAGACGUGAAAUGAUGAGAAGGAAAAUGGAGCAGACUGAUCUCCUGAGGGCUAUUGAACUUGAAAGAAGACGUUUCAUUAAUUUGCAGCUUCCUGAGUUCAAGAAUAGUAUAACACCGAAUCACCACCGUAGCUUUUCUGUGGGGUCUCCUGGCUAUUUUUCAUCUGCCAUCAACCAAAGCCCUGAUUAUCAAUCUGAACUCACAGGUGCAGACGUUUUAGAAGUAGUUGAUGAUACCUCUGAGCUGCAUCCUUACCAAGUAAUCAACCCAAUGACUGUUAACAAUAAUCACUCAAACGGUGCAAAAGAAGGGACUAAGAAGAGUGAAAUGCUGGAACCUGACACUGGAAGCACUAUCGAGCUUGUUCUUCCUAGUAACCUUUUCCGUUAUGCAUCAUCUACCGAUGAUCACAAAACCAAUGACUCUGCUGAAACUAAUGCAAAAGUUGGAUUCUCCUCUACUGAUGCAAAUGACCAUGGACCACCAGCCACGACCAAUAAUCUUAUUCAGUAGGCUAUUUUACCUCAUAAAUGCCAAGGGUUUUUUUUUUCUUAUGGAUAAGAUGAGGCUACCAAAGUGUAUGUAAUAAAGACAAAGUAAACAAGCAUACACAUGGAAGUAGGAUGAUGUAUAUGUAUAGCUAAGUUAUAUAUAUAUAUAUAUAUAUAAUAUGGAGAACAGAAAGAACGUAGGAGAAUGAUUAUAUAGUAUGAAGAUCACAAGUUUCCUCAGGUGAUACUAUACUACUAACAAACGGAUGGUUAAGACAUACUUGAAAGACAGAUCUAUUUUCAGAACUUUCUUUUUCUGCUUAGUUUCUCUUUGCUUCUAGUAUUGGUUGCUCAUGUGGUUGUUCCGGUUUGUGUGCCACAAGAGUCUCUUAUGUAUUGAGAAGAGUAGAGAGCUCUGUAACGUUAUAUUAAGCCGUUUCUUAUAUAUAAGUAUUUACGGAUCCUCCUUUGUGCA
Capsella rubella is the source of this 2680-nucleotide messenger RNA. RefSeq names its product zinc finger CCCH domain-containing protein 55. The transcript is spliced from 8 exons. Lineage: Eukaryota; Viridiplantae; Streptophyta; Magnoliopsida; Brassicales; Brassicaceae. Gene Ontology annotation, molecular function: metal ion binding; RNA binding. The coding region runs from base 287 to 2227 and encodes 646 amino acids. The record is from RefSeq and is a predicted model, not a curated record.